ACGCAUUGUAGUCCGGUGGGACAAUGAGCUAUGACUACCAUCAGAGCUGGGGCCGCGAUGGUGGGCCCCGCAGCUCCGGUGGGGGCUGUGGAGGAAGUCAUGGAGGGGGCCAUGGAGGGAACCGAGGCUCCGGAGGCGGUGGCGGAGGAGGAGGCGGUGGUCGAGGAGGCCGGGGCCGACAUCCCGGGCACCUGAGAGGCCGCGAAAUCGGCUUGUGGUACGCGAAGAAACAGGGGCAGAAGAACAAGGAAGCCGAGAGGCAGGAGAGAGCUGUAGUACACAUGGAUGAACAUCGAGAAGAACAAAUUGUGCAGCUCCUACAUUCUGUCCAAGCUAAGAAUGAUAAAGAUUCAGAAUCACAAAUAUCCUGGUUUGCUCCGGAAGAUCAUGGGUAUGGUACCGAAGCUCCUGCUGAGAACAAACCAAACUCAGAGAAGAAAUUUGAGGACCAGGAAAAAAAAUUGAUAAAUCAAGAAAAAAGGACAUUUAGAAUCAGGGACAAAUAUAUUGACCGAGAUUCUGAGUAUCUCUUGCAAGAAAAUAAACCAGAUGUAACUUUAGACCAACAGUUACUGGAAGAUUUGCAAAAGAAAAAAACUGACCCUCGGUAUAUUGAAAUGCAGCAUUUCAGGGAAAAGCUGCCUUCAUUUGGAAUGCAAAAGGAAUUGGUAAAUAUGAUCGAUAAUAAUCAGGUGACAGUAAUAAGUGGUGAAACUGGUUGUGGAAAAACCACUCAAGUAACUCAGUUCAUUUUGGAUAAUUACAUCGAAAGAGGAAAAGGAUCUGCGUGCAGGAUAGUUUGUACUCAGCCAAGAAGAAUUAGUGCCAUUUCAGUUGCAGAGAGAGUGGCUGCAGAAAGGGCAGAAUCUUGUGGCAAUGGUAAUAGUACUGGAUACCAAAUUCGUCUGCAGAGCCGGCUGCCAAGGAAACAGGGUUCUAUAUUAUACUGUACGACAGGAAUCAUCCUUCAGUGGCUCCAGUCAGACUCGCAUUUGUCCAGUGUUAGUCAUAUUGUGCUUGAUGAAAUCCAUGAGAGAAAUCUGCAGUCAGAUGUUUUAAUGACUGUUGUUAAAGACCUUCUAAGUUAUCGGCCUGAUCUGAAGGUAAUAUUGAUGAGUGCAACAUUGAAUGCUGAGAAAUUUUCAGAAUAUUUUGGUAACUGUCCAAUGAUACAUAUACCUGGUUUUACUUUUCCGGUUGUGGAGUAUCUUUUGGAAGAUAUAAUUGAAAAAAUAAGAUAUGUUCCAGAACAAAAAGAACACAGAUCCCAGUUUAAGAGGAGUUUCAUGCAAGGGCAUGUAAAUAGACAAGAAAAAGAAGAAAAAGAAGCAAUUUAUAAAGAACGCUGGCCAGAUUAUAUAAGGGAGCUGCAGAAGAGGUAUUCUGCAAGUACUGUAGAUGUUAUAAAAAUGGUGGAUGAUGAUAAAGUUGAUCUGAAUUUGAUUGCUGCCCUUAUUCGAUACAUUGUUUUGGAAGAAGAGGAUGGUGCAAUAUUGGUCUUCCUUCCAGGCUGGGACAAUAUCAGCACUUUACAUGAUCUCUUGAUGUCACAAGUGAUGUUUAAAUCAGACAAGUUUCUUAUUAUACCUUUACAUUCACUGAUGCCUACAGUUAACCAGACACAGGUAUUUAAAAGAACCCCUCCUGGUGUUCGGAAAAUAGUAAUUGCUACGAACAUUGCAGAGACUAGCAUAACCAUAGAUGAUGUAGUUUAUGUGAUAGAUGGAGGAAAAAUAAAGGAGACACACUUUGACACCCAGAACAACAUCAGCACAAUGUCUGCUGAGUGGGUCAGUAAAGCUAAUGCCAAACAAAGGAAAGGUCGAGCUGGAAGAGUUCAGCCUGGCCAUUGCUAUCAUCUGUAUAAUGGUCUUCGAGCAAGCCUUCUAGAUGACUAUCAACUGCCAGAGAUCUUGAGAACUCCUCUGGAAGAACUUUGUUUACAAAUAAAGAUCUUAAGGCUUGGCGGAAUCGCUCAUUUUCUGAGUAGGUUAAUGGAUCCACCAUCAAAUGAAGCGGUGUCACUCUCCAUAAAGCACCUGAUGGAACUGAAUGCUCUGGAUAAACAAGAAGAAUUGACACCUCUUGGAGUCCAUUUAGCACGAUUACCAGUUGAGCCACACAUUGGAAAGAUGAUUCUUUUUGGGGCUCUGUUCUGUUGUUUAGACCCAGUACUUACCAUCGCUGCGAGUCUCAGCUUCAAGGAUCCCUUUGUGAUCCCAUUGGGGAAAGAAAAGGUCGCAGAUGCAAGAAGAAAGGAAUUGGCAAAGGAUUCUAAAAGUGACCACCUGACAGUUGUGAAUGCAUUUGAGGGAUGGGAAGAAGCUAGACGACGUGGUUUCAGAUAUGAAAAAGACUAUUGCUGGGAGUAUUUUCUGUCUUCAAAUACGUUGCAGAUGCUGCAUAACAUGAAAGGGCAGUUUGCUGAGCAUCUUCUUGGAGCUGGAUUUGUAAGCAGUAGAAAUCCCAAAGAUCCGAAAUCUAAUAUAAAUUCAGAUAAUGAGAAGAUAAUUAAAGCUGUCAUCUGUGCUGGUUUAUAUCCCAAAGUUGCUAAAAUUCGACUAAAUUUGGGUAAAAAAAGAAAAAUGUUGAAAGUUUACACAAAAACUGAUGGACUGGUUGCUAUUCACCCUAAGUCUGUUAAUGUGGAGCAAACAGAUUUUCACUAUAACUGGCUUAUCUAUCACCUAAAGAUGAGAACAAGUAGUAUAUACUUGUAUGACUGCACAGAAGUUUCCCCAUACUGUCUCUUGUUCUUUGGAGGCGAUAUUUCCAUCCAGAAGGAUAAUGAUCAGGAAACUAUUGCUGUUGAUGAGUGGAUUGUCUUUCAGUCUCCAGCCAGAAUUGCCCAUCUUGUUAAGGAAUUAAGGAAGGAAUUAGAUACCCUUCUGCAAGAGAAGAUCGAAAGUCCCCAUCCUGUUGACUGGAAGGACACGAAAUCCAGAGACUGUGCAGUCCUCUCAGCCAUCAUAGACUUGAUCAAAACACAGGAAAAAGCCACUCCCAGGAACUUGCCGCCACGAUUCCAGGAUGGAUAUUAUAGCUGACAGCUUUUCUGUGGUGGUCUGAAAGCCCGUUUGACAGACAUUUUCCAGCAUAGCUUAAUUUUUAGCUAAAUGCCAAACCCUGGGACAUGAAUAAUUUUCGUGUGUAAGGCAGAGACCUUCAGUAGGUAGUAAAGACUUACUGUGCAUGAGUUAGCAGUGUUACCUGUAGCUAUUACAAAUAUACCGUGAAAAGCAAUGUGUUCUCUGAUCAUAUACUCUGUUGUGGUCCUGUCCACACUUGGGGAGUAUUUCUGUUAUACGGAUUGAGUGUCGUACCACUUGAGAAAUUCCUUUGUUUUGUUAUAAGAAAUUAAUUUUUCUGCCCAUAAUGACUGAGUAAAGAACCAGUAAAAGUAGAAUACUUAGGCAAAAAGCAGUGUCAAGUAGGAAUUUGAACAGAGCCACAUUUUUUAAAUGAAACUUCUAUCAGAAGUUCAUUUGUUCUAGUAAAACCCAGUAUUUAAUAAA
Molecule: messenger RNA, 3515 nt
Organism: Pteronotus mesoamericanus
Lineage: Eukaryota; Metazoa; Chordata; Mammalia; Chiroptera; Mormoopidae
Product: ATP-dependent DNA/RNA helicase DHX36-like
Exons: 1
Coding region: 24-3047 (1007 amino acids)
Cellular component (GO): cytoplasm; intracellular anatomical structure
Molecular function (GO): ATP binding; DNA helicase activity; RNA helicase activity
Source: RefSeq, a predicted model, not a curated record